UUCAUGCACGCACUCACACUCUCUCUGUCUCUCACACACACACACACACACACACGCACUCACACACGUUCAUACACAGUCUGCACAAACCGCCACUGAGCAAACUUGCGAGCUCCCGGAUUCCCUUUUCUCACCCAACAGACGAAACGGAGGAAUGGAUGGAAGGCAGGGUCACGAGAGAGCAAUGAAACGAAAACUUCUCUGAGGAAUCUCUCUGUCACUCCAUCUGUCGAUCUCAAGGGAAGGUUACGGAGAGAAAGGAGGGAGAGGAGAGAAAGCAGUCCUUGUGUGCUCUCUCUGGCUGGCUGCCUGGACAAGGUAGGUAGAUGCCUAGAUACCUGAACCAAUGGAAUGUCUGUGAUCUUUGACCUUCUGCCCGUCCCCUUGCGGCUAACUGACAUUUAACGUCGGUCGUUGUGUGUGAGGAAAGCCUGUGAGCUCCAAGAGUGGACAAUGGCCGGCUCCGGCGCCGAGUUCGUCCUGGUCCUGUUCCCUUACGAGUACACCACCAAGGACGGCCGGCCCAUCACCAUCCAUCGCGAUGACCGCUACAUGCUGGUCAACCGCACCAACAGCCACUGGUGGCACGUGCGCAAGGACCCCGGCACCAAGCCCUUCUACAUCCCGGCCCGCUACGUCCAAGUGCUGGACCCGAUCGCUGACCCGCUGGCGCCUACAGAAGGUGAAGAAUCAGCUGCCAGUGUCGGUGUCGGUGCCGGAACCGAAACCGAGUCGGACCAACCGGAUGGAGAGAUCCGGCCCUGUUGGUUGACCCCUACGGAGGAAAAGACGGAAGUGGAGUUGGCGCCCUCACUGAGGGAGCCAGAGGGUUUAUAUGACACUACACUAUGGUUGCCUGGCAUGGCCCACGCCUCCUCAGUGCCUGUGGACAACGGCUUAGACUCCUCACAGCGUCAGAGGAGGGAGGAGGAGGAGGAGGAGGAGGAAGAGGAGGUGAAAGGGUGGGAGGACCACAGUAGAGGGCCCAGUUCUGGAUACACGGUAGCUGAGGACGAGGAGGACAUCAGUACCUUCGCCAUACCUCCGUUAACUGAGCCGCCACAGCCCUUCCAGGACCUGGAGGACUAUUCCCACAAAGACCCCACGGAGCCAAGCCCAGACUUUCCCUUUGAGGCGAGGGCUGGCGCUCUACCUCCGCAAGACACUGGGGGUCAUAACUUCCGGGACCUUAUGGCGGACGGGACGUACGAGAGCAUCGACAGCCUCGGGUGGGAGCCGGACGUUCAGGAGAUGGUGCCGGCCCCUGCUGAACCACGUGGGGAGACCCCUAUUACUGACACGAUGCCUGCAGUCCCUGAAAAGGACACAAACCCAGCGAUGGCCAUGGAGAGGGAGCUGCCACCUGCAGCAGCAGAUAAGGGUUCCGAGGAUGACACGGCGGUGUACGUGAACUUGCCCCCGUUCCGUCGGAAGCCCACGGACCUGCCGUUCGACAGCUCCGAGCCGUCCAGCGCGUCUCCGCCGCCGCAGGCGUCCUCUCCGCCCCCCUCCUCCUCCUCCACCACCUCGCCCCUGUCCCCGUCCCCCGACGACCUCCAGCGCGACCUUCACACCUCCGCCGCCGCCAACGCCGCCGCUGCUGAUUCGCCGCCUCCUCUCUCCGAGGGAUGGGAGGUGCACGUUGACGAGGACAGCGGUCAGGAGUUCUACUACCACCCGGCCUCGGGAGAGACCACCUGGGACCGGCCGGCCGCCAUGAUGAUGGACGCCGCCGUGGCGGAGGACCUCGCCGCUAGCGCCUCGCGCCACCGCCUGUCCCGGCCCACGUCCACUUCCUCUUCCUCCUCAGCGCCGCCGUCGCCCUCCGUCCACUCCUCGCCUCCGGCCGGCCCGGCGCCCGGUCCUCCGAUCCCGGCGACGGCGUCGUUCAGCCCCCCCGGGUGGCGCGCGUCCGACUGGGAGCGCAUCGUGGACGAGAGCAGCGGGCGGCCGUACUACUACAACCACGCGUCCGGGGAGACGUCCUGGGACCCCCCCGAGGGCAUCCGCACACCCACCUCGCCUAAAGCACAGCCCAGGGACGACGGACCGCCCCCUCUCCCUGCAGAGGACUACCCAGCGGACGACGAGUACACGGUGUGUCUGGACGAGGAUGACCCGGCGGGUGGCACCCGUCCACCCGGUGUCCCCGCCCCCCUGCCCCUGUCCAGCCAAUCGGAGUACUCGCUGAGCCACGUCAGGAAGGCGGCCAUCCCCCGCGCCUGUCUGGACCGCAGCGCGCCCGCCGGCUGGACACUCCACGUGGACCCGGACGGAGUCUGGGUCUUCACCAGCGAGCACACACAUGAGCAGUGGAUAAAGUCUUUGGAUGACCGAGGUCAGACGUACUACUAUCUGAGGGAUGGAUCCCGCUCACAGUGGAACCUUCCAGAGUUGGGUCCCAGUCAGCCUCGAGUGGGGAACGGCAGCCCAGAGACUGACGGCCCCGGCGUGCUGAGGAACUGGAGACACAGUGUUGUCCCGUCUCAAGACGAGAAGUUCCAGCCCUCCCAUCGGAGACACUUAUCGGACUAUGGCAGCGACGUGUCCAGCUCACCUGAGAUGCAUUCUCAGGUAAUGCCUGAGAACCCAUACCACCAGUCACAAGCACAGCAGCACGCGGACUCCAAGCAGGAGAAGAGUUUGGCUUACGACAGCACAGAAAGUUUGCAACCUGUUUUACCGAGCUUAGAGAAAGCCGGCAUCCUGAACAAAACAAAGGUGUCGGAGAACGGCAAAAAAGUCAGGAAGAACUGGGCUCAAUCAUGGACGGUUCUACAUGGAGGAGUUCUAACGUUUCACAAAGACCCAAAGUCUGCCCCCGGCAGUACCUCUACGAAGAGCAAUCAGAUCCUCACAGAAUUCACCGUGGACCUGAGAGGGGCUUCGAUUGGCUGGGCUUCGAAGGAUAAAUCCAGCAAGAAGAAUGUUCUAGAGCUAAAGAGUCAGAACGGCUCAGAGUACCUGAUCCAGUACGACACAGAGAGCAUCAUCAACGACUGGCACAAGGUCAUCCAUGACACCGUCCGGCAACUGGAACAGGAUCAGCAACAGCAUCACUCAGAGGAAGAGGACGAUGUGUAUGAGAAAAUGCCAGGUGUUGAUGACCGGCCACUCAGUGGCCAGGAAAAGAAACGUGUCGGUUCCAAGCAGAAUUCCACCAGCUCCACCAGCUCCACCUCGGAGGCGGACCAGAAGAAGGUCCGCACCAAACUGCGCAAGUUUCUCCUCAAAAGGCCCACACUACAGUCAGUCAAGGAGAAGGGCUACAUCCGAGAGAACGUGUUCGGCUGUCACCUGGCUACCCUGUGCGACCAGGAGAGGUCCACCGUGCCCAGCUUUGUGGAGAAGUGCAUACGGACUGUGGAGGAGAGAGGUUUGGGGAUGGAUGGGAUCUACAGGGUCAGCGGGAACCUGGCCACCAUUCAGAAGCUGCGCUACAAAGCCGACCACGAGGACAUUGACUUUGAGGAGUGCCACUGGGACAUUCACGUGGUCACGGGGGCACUGAAGCUCUUCUUCAGGGAGCUACAAGAGCCUCUCUUCCCAUACAGCCACUUCAAUAACUUCAUCGCUGGCAUCAAGAUCCAAGACUACCACGAGAAGAAGUCCUACAUGUGUGAGCUGAUCCGAUCCCUCCCUCCUGCCAACCACGAUACCAUGGAGAUGCUUUUUAGGCAUUUACGCAAGGUGAUCGAGCACGGCGAGGAGAACCGCAUGUCAGUGCAGAACGUGGCCAUCGUUUUCGGCCCCACGCUCCUGAAGCCAGAGAUGGAGUCGGCCAACAUCACCAUGUUCAUGGUGUUCCAGAACCAGAUCGUCGAGUUUGUCCUCAACGAGUUCGACACCCUCUUCUAUUCAGGAUGACCACCCUUGCCACCGCCACUCAAUCCUCAAUCCCCCCCCACCUCCCUCGGCCUUCACCUCACUGUAUUCAGUCAGCUCUAUGUAUAUGGUCUUUGGUAUUAUUUGCCCUCAAUGGUGCCUUCCAGGCAGCACUACCUUCAAGGCACUACUCCCCUCAGGUUAGGGGUAGGAUGAGGGUUGAAGGGGUUAGGGUUAGGAAUAGGGUAAAAGUAGUGCCUUUUAGGCUGUGCUGCCUGGAAGGUGCCAUUGGGGGCAAAAAACACCAUAUUUGCCCUCAAUGGUGCCUUCCAGGCAGCACUACCUUCAAGGCACUACUCCCCUCAGGUUAGGGGUAGGAUGAGGGUUAAGGGGGUUAGGAAUAGGGUAAAGGUAGUGCCUUUUAGGCUGUGCUGCCUGGAAGGUGCCAUUGGGGGCAAAAAACACCAUUGAGCAUGUAUAACACCCACCGAUCACACUCACACAGCGUAAACAACACAAAUCUCACAUUGUGGGCAACCAGAAGGAAGGCAGGGCUAAUAGCUACAGUACGAACUCUGAGCUCUCUCUAAGAAUGUCAACUAUGAGCUCCUAGACUUGUCAUCUCCACUCUCAGCUCUAGUGGGUGUACUGACAAGGCGACAAGGCUUUGCAGAUUUUUUUUUUCUUGUUCUUUAUGCCCUCAUUCUGACCACAUCCGUGGCAGCUGCAUGUUAGCUGCGUUACCUGUCCGUUUUGUAGCUCAUGUUAACAGGUGAGAGGGUGCACACUGCCUGCGUGUCACCAACGUCUCAGGUGCGGCUCGAGCCGCGUUGAAAAAGCGUACGUGCUAGAAAUAGGACCGGCGCCUAUUUUUCACGCGACACUCAAGUGUGUUGAAAGCGCUUCCAUUCAAAAGAGACGGUGAAGAGAUGUUUUAAUACUGCUGACUGGCUACAGCAGCGUCGCAUCAGAGACGUUUCUGGUAUGAAUGCACACAUAAAACGUGACGCAGCAGCCACAUAACAGACACACAAUACACGCCACAUUUGGGACUGAAUGAGGCCUAAUGUGAAGAGAUUUUUGCCAGGGGGAUUAUUGCUUACAAAACAUUCAGCUAUCUAAAGGCAUCAACGUUUAGUAUGAGAGUUCACAUUCAGUUUGUCAAUAGGGGACUUCACUGAGAACAUUGAACAUCAUAGCAAAGGUCAAAAGUCAUAUGAUACCAAUGUCAGCACAAAUCUCUCUCAAUGAAGUACACAUGUUGUCCAUUCAGGCAGUUGAUGUGUUUGUGUUUGUCUUGUAGCUAAUAACUUGACUCGUGUAUGUGUGUCCUCUUACAAUAGGUCCACCCUGUUAUUGGUUCCUUUCAGCAGUUCCAGGUGUUUAGUGAUCUGUGUCUGACAUUGUUGACCCAUUCAUAGUUUAUAGACUUCAUCUGGAUGACAGAUAGUCCAUUGCAUCUGCCGAUAAUUUAGGAACUUGUCAAGUUAUUUAUGUUUUAGAUGGUUUUUAAAAUGGUCUUCCCGAAAAAUGUGUUUUUACUGUAACAUAGAGGUGUACAGAGUGAGCUGCUACUACCAUAGCCUUGCCUGUAAUGGCAAACGCCACAGGCACAGUUAUCCAGUCGCCAUUUUAAGCCACCAUUUUCUUUUUUUACAUGGAGGCGCAAGAUUUUAGAGCCGUAACAAUUUGCUGCAUUCUGCUAUGCAGUGAGACCAGAAUAUAGAUUUAUAAUGAAGAGAAACUAUGAAUAUAGCUGUUAUUUGUAAGCAUUAAUAUUAUGUAAAGACAUUCCAGUUAUGAGUUAAUGAAAAGAUUUGCCACUGUAAAUAUAUAGUAGAAUGGCAUAUUUAUGCUGUAAAAUACUCAGAAGAGCAAGGUAUUUGCUUAAAUAAAAGCUGGUUUACACUUCA
Sardina pilchardus (European sardine) is the source of this 5738-nucleotide messenger RNA. It is a transcript of the gene arhgap27, whose product is annotated as Rho GTPase activating protein 27. Gene Ontology annotation, molecular function: protein binding. The transcript has 19 exons. Gene Ontology annotation, biological process: regulation of GTPase activity; signal transduction. The record is from RefSeq and is a predicted model, not a curated record. Gene Ontology annotation, cellular component: cytoplasm. Bases 454 to 3867 code for a protein of 1137 amino acids. Lineage: Eukaryota; Metazoa; Chordata; Actinopteri; Clupeiformes; Clupeidae.